Molecule: messenger RNA, 1224 nt
Organism: Eimeria tenella
Lineage: Eukaryota; Apicomplexa; Conoidasida; Eucoccidiorida; Eimeriidae
Product: aminoalcoholphosphotransferase, putative
Exons: 8
Coding region: 1-1224 (407 amino acids)
Biological process (GO): phosphatidylethanolamine biosynthetic process
Cellular component (GO): endoplasmic reticulum membrane; Golgi apparatus
Molecular function (GO): diacylglycerol cholinephosphotransferase activity; ethanolaminephosphotransferase activity
Source: RefSeq, a predicted model, not a curated record
AUGGGGCUUUUUGGCUGCUACAUCGACAGCAAAGGGCUGCAGCAACUCACCAAAUAUAAAUAUGUUUCUGCUGGCAGCACUCCAGUCGACAGGCUGAUGAAUCCUUUCUGGAACGCUGUCGUCUCUUACACCCCUCUUACGUUAGAUGCUAUUGAUGGGAAGCAGGCCCGACGAACAAACACCUCCACCCCACUGGGGCAGCUCUUUGACCAUGGCUGCGACGCGUUCUCCACUGUAGGCCUCAAGGGGGUUGAUCGUUGGGGAGUGGAUGGAUGCAGCGACGACUUUUGUGAGUUGAGGGCCAUUGCUGCUGCUGUUGCUGUCUGUGCAGCAGCAGCAGCUGCUGCUGCUGCUGCAGUGCAGCAGACAGCAACAUGCAUUGCAGCAACACCGGCAGCAGCAGCUGCUGCUGCAGUACGUGCCUGUUUGCUGCAGGUAUUUGCCGCAUUGAGCGUUUUGGGGACCAUCAGAGUUGGGCAGUCUGUUGCUGCCUUUAUGCUCAUAGCCAUUCUCCAGAUGCAGCUUUUCAUUUACACGUGGUGGGAGCUCCACUUCCACGAAUAUCGCUGUCACACGGGGAUUACGGGCGUGACAGAAGGGCAGUUUGUGAUGAUGGGCAUGAAUAUCAUCAGCCUCGUUUUCGGCCCGCAGAUUUUCACAACAUCUCUCGCCGAUGUGGCUCCUGUCUCGUUUGCGCGUGCAGCGCCGCCGUGUUUGCUGACUUUGCCUCUGCAGGCCUUUUUGGCCUUUCCCUUUUAUUUGCUGCUCGUCGGAAUGCUCACUUCCGACGUUUUGAACGGCUGCAGGCUCGCCGACAGGCCCGCCAAAGCCAUCUCGGUGAUGGGGGAGCAUCCGGUGCUGUGUUACUGGACAAUGAUUUGCAACACUUCCAUUAUCGCCCUUCGCCUGAACCUCUCAGCCACAUGCAGGAUGGACUUCUCCCCUGUUCAGUGGCCUGUGCUUCCGUUUUGGUUUUGCUGCAUUUGGCUGUACGCCGUGUCGCCGUCUGCUUCUGGAGUGGGGGCGCUGCUGCUGCCGCAGCUGCUGCAGCAGCAGCAGAAGCAGCAGAUGAGCCCCUACAGCAGCACUGUGCUCGCAGCAGUGCUGCUGUGGAGCUUUUUUUACCUCGUGAGUUUGCUGCGGUCUACAGUUUCCCUCAUUUGCCAACACUUCAAUAUUAGUUGUUUUGGCGUGGGGCAAGUGGCCCGAGCCAAGGAGCAGUAG